AUGAUAAGUGUAUUGAAUACGAUUGAUACAGGCCAUGAAGACAUGAUACAUGAUGCUGAGCUAGACUACUAUGGAUUACGUUUAGCAACAUGUUCAUCAGAUAAUUCGGUAAAGAUAUACGAUAUCAAGAGUGGUACGCAGACCCUUGCCGCCGAUUUAAAAGGACACUUCGGCCCAGUAUGGCAGGUUGCUUGGGCGCACCCGAAAUAUGGUAACUUGCUGGCUUCCUGUUCUUACGACCGAAAAGUCAUAAUUUGGAAGGAGUCUGGCGAAUGGACCAAGUUAUAUGAAUAUACAGGACAUGAAAGCUCUGUUAACUCCGUUGCAUGGGCACCCGAUGAGUAUGGACUUAUACUAGCAUGUUGUAGUUCUGAUGGGUCCAUAUCUAUAAUCACAUAUAACCAAGAUGGUGGUAACUGGGAUGUUAAAAAGAUUCCUGCUGCACAUGCCAUUGGUGUAAAUUCUAUCAGUUGGUGUCCAGCAAUAUCUGCAGACCUAAAUCUGGAUCCUCUUAGUAAUAAGGAUGCACCCAAACGGAUAGUAUCUGGGGGAUGUGAUAACUUGAUAAAGAUUUGGAAAGAACAAGGAGACCAAUGGGUGGAGGAGACUCGUCUCGAAAUGCACAUGGACUGGGUGAGAGAUGUUGCUUGGGCACCUUCACUGGGACUUCAACAUUCCAUGAUUGCUAGUUGCUCCCAAGAUAAAAGAGUUGUAAUCUGGACAAGCGAUGAUAAUGUAUCUUGGACACCAACAAUUCUUAACACUUUUGAUGACAUAGUAUGGAGUGUCAGCUGGUCACUUACUGGGAACAUUUUGGCUGUUUCUGGUGGUGAUAAUAAAGUCAGUCUUUGGAGAGAAAACACUGACGGACAGUGGUUAUGCAUAAGUGAAGUUGCCAAAGGAUUGGGUCAAACCCCAAAUGAAGAAAGAAGCACUCUU
Messenger RNA from Iphiclides podalirius (scarce swallowtail), 939 nucleotides. NCBI's taxonomy places the organism in Eukaryota, Metazoa, Arthropoda, Insecta, Lepidoptera, Papilionidae. The record is from the annotation of a GenBank genome assembly.